AAAGCGAAUCAAUCAGCCCGUCAAGAUGUACAAAGUUGCUUCAUUGGUUUUGGCCCUGUUCGCAGUGGUUUACGCAGUUCCUUCGGCAUAUGAUACCGUGCACGUGUGGAGGGCUGGAAACCUGUCGUACACCGUUCCCGAAAAUGCAAUUUUGGGUGGAUUCGAUCCCUAUGGCUACAACACCUAUGUGGGCCGUGUGAAGUACGUUAAUGAUGUCCUGCCCGCUCGUGUUGUUGUGGAAACUGGUACUGCUUACUUCAACACCCCCACCGCCUCCUCGAAGCUCCUUGUAUACGACCUCCUGGUGGCUGAGCGCAAUGUGAACUACGUCUGGGUGAGGAGUUUCGAUGGGUUCUUCGAGAAGGGACUCGUUGCCGCCGGCACCACGAGCAAAAAUGAGCUGUCGUUCUUCUGCCGGGCAAGGGCCGAUGCAGGAUACCUGAUCGGCACCCUUCUCCUCAGCAGCCAGAAGACGUGCAUCAUCAAGCACGAGUCCCUGUCCCUACGUAAAUUCGACAAAUACGAGGUGCUGGUGGCCCAACCCAAGGGCAAUGGAACCCUCUACUAUUAAUGACUAGGAAAAAAUAUAGCGGAUUCUUGGAUUCCCGCUAAAAAUAAAUAAAACAUAACUUAUUUGAAAAA
This is a messenger RNA of Drosophila rhopaloa, 642 nucleotides long. RefSeq lists its product as uncharacterized. NCBI's taxonomy places the organism in Eukaryota, Metazoa, Arthropoda, Insecta, Diptera, Drosophilidae. Bases 26 to 571 code for a protein of 181 amino acids. The transcript is spliced from 2 exons. The record is from RefSeq and is a predicted model, not a curated record.